This is a messenger RNA of Colius striatus (speckled mousebird), 2615 nucleotides long. RefSeq names its product ADP ribosylation factor like GTPase 5A (gene ARL5A). Lineage: Eukaryota; Metazoa; Chordata; Aves; Coliiformes; Coliidae. Gene Ontology annotation, molecular function: GTP binding; GTPase activity. Gene Ontology annotation, cellular component: trans-Golgi network; cytoplasm. The record is from RefSeq and is a predicted model, not a curated record. The transcript has 7 exons. Gene Ontology annotation, biological process: protein localization to Golgi membrane; intracellular protein transport; vesicle-mediated transport. Bases 487 to 915 code for a protein of 142 amino acids.
UACGGUGGCCGCCGGGCCGGAGCUGGCGGCGCCGCGCGUUGCUCUUCGCGCUCCGCGGCCGGCCCGGGCCGGGCUGUGCGAGAGGAGCGGGGGCAGGGGGAGCAGGCGGCGGCAAUGUCCGAGCGUGAGCGGGCGCGGCGAGGCCCCAGCCCGCCUUUCUGUCCGCAAACCGGGCGCUGGGCCGGGCCCUGAGGCGCCCGCGGCCCGGCAGCGGGGUAACCCCGCGGUAGGCGCCGAGGAGCCGGCGAGGCCCGGAGCUGCCCCGGCUGAGGAUGGGGAUCCUCUUCACCAGGAUAUGGAGGCUGUUCAACCAUCAGGCGUCCAGCCCCACCUCAGACCUUCUGUUCCAGCUGAUUUCCUAACCUCCACUAUGCUGGCAACAUCACACCAGAAACAAAAGUUCCUAGUUAUGUGGGGUCAGAGCACAAAGUGAUCAUUGUUGGUCUGGACAAUGCAGGAAAAACGACCAUUCUUUAUCAAUUCUCCAUGAAUGAAGUGGUGCACACCUCCCCCACCAUCGGCAGCAACGUGGAAGAGAUCGUGGUGAACAACACGCGCUUUCUCAUGUGGGAUAUCGGCGGGCAGGAGUCCCUUCGCUCCUCCUGGAACACCUACUACACCAACACAGAGUUUGUGAUAGUUGUUGUGGACAGCACAGACAGAGAGAGAAUUUCAGUGACUAAAGAAGAGCUGUACAAAAUGUUAGCACAUGAGGACUUAAAAAAAGCAGGUUUGCUGAUCUUUGCUAACAAGCAAGAUGUUAAAGAGUGUAUGACAGUAGCUGAAAUAUCUCAGUUUCUCAAACUGACUUCAAUCAAGGAUCACCAGUGGCACAUUCAGGCGUGCUGUGCUCUAACUGGAGAGGGACUAUGCCAAGGACUCGAAUGGAUGAUGUCAAGACUUAAGAUCAGAUGAUCUUUAAUGACUCCUUUGCACAGACAUUGCUUGGAAAGAGCUGCACCCAUGAUUACCUUGGCAGUGGCAGAAUUAAUGGGUUAGGUGUAUUUAUACUGAACUGAUUUCAACUUUAUUUUCUACAUGGAUGCACACACACACACACACACACACACACACACACACAGGUGGAUGUAAACUCAGGCUGUUCACCAGAAAGAAAGGUGCAGUUGGUGGCUCCAGUUGGGUUUUCCUCCGAGGAUGCGUUUAAGAAGCUGUGAUCAACCUCCUUUUCAACAUACAGCCACUCGGAACUGUCCCAUGUUGUGGUGAUGAUGGUGAAGUGAGAAGAGGGAGCUUUUACUUUUGAGUUUUAUGACUCCAUUGUAGUCCUCUCUAGUCGAAGAUGUUGGCUUCAUCCCUGCAGUAAAUCAGCAGCAAAUCAAUGGAAUAGGUAUCAACUUCCCAGUAUUUUUAAGGUUAACGAUGUUACAAAUGCAGAAAUACUUUCCUGUAUGUGUACUGUACAUAUUUGUGUAUAUUUAUACCUCAGUUUUAGGUUAAUUGCAAUCUGUUCAAGACCAGUAAAAGCUGACUGGGUAUGUUGAUGGUGGUACUAAUACUUGGCAUCACCAGCCCGUCACACCUUCUUUUCCUUCAUCAUCUGUAUGGCUGUGGCGUCCCAUCAGACUGCCGGCUCACCACAACCUGAUAAAGCAAACUGAGACCAGUGCUUGGUUCCCACAUGGUUUUUCAGUGAGGGAGGAUGCUGUCGCAGAUUGGGGCACGUGGACUGAGCUUCAAACUACGGCGUUGGCAAUCUACAGACUUGCCAAAGAGUUUCAAACGGACGGGAUUUGUUUCUGUUGUGGUAGUCAUUGGAUCAGGUGAUCUCAAACAGUGCACAUCAUGCUGUGGCCUGGGCUACUGCUUUUCUUUCUUUGCAGUACUGUUCAGUUAGGAUUCCAGUCUAGCAGAAGUACCUUUAGCUGUCAUAAAGGGAAAAAAAUACUAUUGUCUUUUAUUUUUUCUUAACCAAAGAAGAGGCACAAAAGUCCUACUGGAAUCUUUCAAAAGAAGUCAUACUCUGUAAUCAGUGUGUUUCAGGAGAAGGCACGCUUCUCUCUGACAGCAUCAAAUGUAUCUGUGUCUGUAUGCCAUGAGUGGAACUGGGGUGGGGAGCAAACCAGGCAACACUACUUGAAAAGCUGUACGUGACCCCUCCGUCAUGUUUCCACUGAAGUGCCAGGGCGGUGCUGCUCAAACACAGCUCCCUUGCAUGGGCCCCAGGUGAGUUGAGAAGAUGUUUUGGAACACUAUGUGGUUGUCUUUCCUCGCUGCCAUGCAGAGAGGCCCUGUUAGAGGAUGCAGCUGGGUGCUUUGAAAUGUCCUCAGUAUUGUCAAAGAAACCUUAAUCAUGGGCUCUUACCUUGGAGAUGUACCUCGGGCAAGUACGGCAAAACGAAAUAAAGCUGUUGCAAAUGUCCUUCCCUUUCUUAGCUCAUGCAUCUGCUGAGGGUGGAAGAGACAUUUUAAACAAGCAGCCUAGUGUGACCUGUUGAAGGUGCUUUCCUGUGGUUCUGGGGUAAUCUCAUCAGCAUGCCUGCCUCCCUGUGUGCCCGCCUCACCGGGGGUCCUGUUGGGAAUCUGUGGGGAAGAGAGGGGAAGCCAAGUCAAAAGUCUGUAUUUAACAAAGGCAGGUAAAGGAUUUAACUUUUUAA